AUGAACAAGGACAGCCAAUCCGCCAGGGGGGGGCUGAAUACCAAUGGAAAACACUACCCAGUACCCACCUCCAUGUGUCCAGAGUUUUCAACCAAUUGUUGGAUGGAGAGCAGUCGAUACCGGAUUGGUUUUGUCAAAGUGGCGGACCGUUCUCAUCCCAUGAACAAAGAUUUGUCUAUUCCUAAGAAUAACAGAUCAUGUAAAGAUAUAUUACAAAGUCCUGCUGAGAAUGAGGAAGAAGAAACGGUUGAAGGGGUGGUGUCCCUUAAUAAAAUGGGGGGCACCGAUACUUGUAUUGAUAUCCCACGUACGGAACUAACCAGUUGUCUGUUGGAGAAACCCCCUAUCGGCAAGAAAGUCAAGUUGUGUAACGGUUCUCAAGAGGGACAAAAUGCAGAAAUGAGAUUACUUCAAAGGGCCGAAGAAACAGCGUACAUCAACAUCAAUUGUGUGGACCCAUUGGGUAGAAGUGCAUUAUUGAUGGCCAUCGACAACGAAAAUUUGGAAAUGGUGGAGUUACUCAUAGAGCACCGUGUUGAAACAAAAGAUGCUCUACUCCAUGCUAUUUCGGAAGAAUUUGUCGAGGCAGUAGAAGUUCUACUGGAACACGAAGAAACCAUUCACAAGAAGGGAGAGCCUCAUAGCUGGGAAGCCCUACCGCCGGAUACAGCCACAUUCACCCCGGAUAUCACACCUCUCAUACUCUCAGCGCAUCGAGACAACUACGAGAUCAUAAAGAUUCUGCUGGAUAGAGGAGCCACUCUGCCAAUGCCGCAUGAUGUCAGAUGCGGAUGCGAUGAAUGUGUUACCUCCCGAAUGGAAGACUCUCUUCGUCACUCCAGGAGUCGAAUCAAUGCAUAUCGGGCACUUGCAUCACCAUCUCUGAUUGCUCUUUCUUCCAAAGAUCCCAUCCUCACUGCAUUCGAACUCUCAUGGGAGUUGCGACG
Leptinotarsa decemlineata (Colorado potato beetle) is the source of this 947-nucleotide messenger RNA. RefSeq names its product Transient receptor potential cation channel gamma (gene Trpgamma). Lineage: Eukaryota; Metazoa; Arthropoda; Insecta; Coleoptera; Chrysomelidae. The record is from RefSeq and is a predicted model, not a curated record. Gene Ontology annotation, biological process: calcium ion transmembrane transport; regulation of cytosolic calcium ion concentration. Gene Ontology annotation, molecular function: store-operated calcium channel activity; protein binding; inositol 1,4,5 trisphosphate binding. Gene Ontology annotation, cellular component: cation channel complex; plasma membrane.